Lipotes vexillifer (Yangtze River dolphin) is the source of this 3756-nucleotide messenger RNA. RefSeq names its product SFI1 centrin binding protein (gene SFI1). Bases 1 to 3756 code for a protein of 1251 amino acids. The transcript is spliced from 32 exons. The record is from RefSeq and is a predicted model, not a curated record. Gene Ontology annotation, molecular function: phosphatase binding. Lineage: Eukaryota; Metazoa; Chordata; Mammalia; Artiodactyla; Lipotidae.
AUGAAGAAUCUGCUCACUGAGAAGUGUGUAUCAAGCCACUGGUUGAAUUUUCAUCAAAAAGGGAUUAAGUGGAGAAUGGAGAGGAAGGUUGAUUCCAGGUCUUCAAGGGAUGGUGCAGUUAAGAAACCUUAUUCUCCAAAGAUGAUGUCCAAAAAGAAGUCUUCUGCCUUUUCUGGGAUCUGGAGUGAGACACCUAGGGCCAGGCACCCUGUACAGUAUCAUCCCUCAUAUGCCUGGACCCGAAGGGGCCGGCUAAGAGAACUGCGCAUCAGAUGCAUGGCCAGAAAGUUCUUGUAUUUGUGGAUUCGAAUGACUUUUGGAAGAGUAUUUCCCUCUAAAGCCAGGUUUUACUAUGAGCGAAGAAUUCUGCAGAAAGUCUUUGAAGAAUGGAAAGAAGAGUGGUGGGUUUCCCAUCGAGAGUGGAAACUCCGUGUUCGAGCUGACUGUCACUAUAGAUAUUACUUGUAUAACCUGAUGUUCCAAACCUGGAAGACCUACGUGCAUCAGCAGCAGGAGAUGAGGAACAGGUACCUGAGAGCCGAGGAUCAUGAUGCAAGACAAAAGAUGCGACAGGCCUGGAAGUCCUGGUUGAUCUACGUGGUUUUUCGUAGGACCAAACUUCGGUUGCAGACCACCGCCCUGGAGUUCAGACAGCGGAGUAUUUUGUGGGUGUGGUGGAGCAUGUGGAGACGGCAGCUGGGACAGGUUCACCUGGGCCGUGCCCUCCAUGCCUCGGCUGUGAAGCACAGGGCCCGGAGCCUCCAGCUGCAGGCUUGGUCACGGUGGCAGGAACAGCUUUUGCAUGUCUGGAAGGAGAGGCAGAAGAUGGUCUCCGCAGUGAAACACCAUCAGCACUGGCAACAGUGGAGAGCCCUGAGGGCCUGGCUGGAAUACCUGCAGGUGCGCAGAGAGAAGAGGCAGCGGAAAGAGACGGCUGAGGGAUUCCACUGCGUCAUUGUGCUCCAGACACACUUCUGUGAUUGGCGGUGGGCCUGGAAGCGAAGGGAGAGCUUGUACAUCCACCACGAGCGGGUAGAGAGGCUGGCCAGGAUGAUGGUGCUGCGGAGGGCCUUUAUUCACUGGAAACACUACGUGCUGCUGUGCGCAGAGACAGCUGUGCGGCGGAAGGUGGCAGAAGAGCACCACAGGCGAGGCUUGCUGCAUUUUUGCUUUAGAGCCCUAAAAGACAAUGUGGCCCGUGCCCGUCUCCAACGAAUAAGAAGGAAUCUUGCUCACCAGCAACAUGAUGUCACGCUGCUGCACAGGUUCUGGAACCUCUGGCAGUCUCAGCUUGAACAGAGGGAGGAAAGUGAGCAGCUCCCCUUCCUGUGUGCUGCCUGGGACCACUACAGAAUAACAUUGCUACGCAAGUGUUUCAAAUUGUGGUUGCAGUAUACUCAGAAGAGGCGAUCCCAGCAGCUGUUGCAGGCCAGAGCAGACAGUCACUUUCAGCGGAGAGCCCUCCCUGGGGCCUUCCAGGCAUGGAGAAGGCUCUGGCAGUGGCACCAGCAGGAGAGAGUCCUCUACGCCAGAGCAGCACGCUUUCACAGGGUGAUGUUAGAGAAGCAGUUGUUUGCACUUUGGUGUCAGAAGAUAUCUCAGCAUCGAGAACACCGCUUGGCAGAGAGAAUGGCCAUACUCCACGCAGAGCGGCAGUUUCUGCGGAGGUCCUGGUCCACGUGGUGCCAGCAAGCAGUAGCACAUCGCCUGGAGUGGCAGCGACAAGCAGUGGCCUGUGCCCACCACCGCCUCAGGUGGCUCAGGAAGGCUUUCUGUGUCUGGAGAGAGAGUGCCCGAGGGCUCAGAACAGAGAGGACGGGCAGGGCACGGGCUGCACGGUUCCACGCGGCACAGCUCCUGUGUUGGGCCUGGAGCAGGUGGAGGGAGCACCUGGCCCUGCACAGUGCCGAGCAGCAGAAGCUGAUGCGAGCCGACCUGCAUUGCCAGCGCACCUUGCUGUACAGGGCGCUGCAGACCUGGGGGGUUUACCAGAGCCGGGUGCGGAGCGUCCUUCAGGAGGUGGCAGCCAGGGAGAGCUGGCACGAGAGGCGGCUGCUGCGGAGUGCAUUACGUCGCUGGAGAGAGAAUGCCGUGGCCCAAGCGGACGAAGCAAAGAAAGCCUCUCGAGCAGCAGCUCAUUACAGAAGGACCCUGUGCUCCAAGGUCCUGAUCGCGUGGCGGGAGGCAGUGUCAGUGCAGAUAUACUACCGACAGCAGGAGGGCCAGGCUGUCAGGGACGCCCAGGUGGCGCUGAAUAGGGGCUGUCUCAGGACCUGGUUUCGGCGCUGGAGGGACCGCAGCUGGAGCGCAGCCCAGCAGAGGGUCCAGAUGGAGAGGGUCGCGCAGCAUUACCGCCGGCAGCUGCUGCUGCAGGCCAUGGCCCGGUGGAAGGUGCACCAUCUGAGCUGCAUCAGGAAGAGGCUUCUUCAGAGACAGGCUGCCCGACUCCUGGCCCAGACACUCAGCCGGACCUGCUUCCACCAGUGGAGACAGCAGCUGGCGGACAGGAGGCGGGAGCAGCAGGACACGGCGCGGGCCCUGUGGUUCUGGGCCUUCUCACUACAGGCGAAGGUCUGGGCUGCAUGGCUCGGCUUCGUGCUGGAGAUGAGGAGAAAGAAGGUGCGGCAGGAGCGGGCAGUGCAGGCCUACCACCAGCAGCUCCUCCGGGAGGGCGUCAUGCGCCUCCUGUGCUUUGCAGCGGGCAUGAAGGCCUUCCGGCAGCAGCUGCACACCCAGCAGCAGGUGCAGGCGGCCCACAGUCUCCACCGCGUGGUCCGUCGCUGUGCCAUGCUCUGGAAGCAGAAGGCACUGGGCCUGGGCAGAGAGCCUCAGCCCCCUACGUCCACUGUGUGCAGCAGGAGAGUGACAUUUGAGGGUCCCCUUCCCAGCCACCUUGCUGCUGGGGCUGGCGAUGCCUCCCCGGAGACCAAGAGGAUAACAGCUCCUCGUGGGCUUCGGGGAGCUCUGGACAGCCUGGCGUCGGCCACUGGGGACACCCAACUCCUGGAGCUGAAUGCUGCCCGCUGGGCAAGAAAGCAACCGCGACGCCCAAGCUUCCUGCUAGAGCCCAUUGAGAGCCAGACGCCCCUGGGGCCUGAGGCACUGUGGGAGCAUGGCCUAGGUGAGGUCCAGCCAAUAGGCCUUGCACUGACAACACCCUUCCUGGCAAAGGCCCAGACAGCACUGGACCCAAGCAGCCCCCUGCCAAGCGCCUCUGGCCUGAAGCCCCCGCCCACAGUGAGUACAGGCCUGGAGCUGUUGCCCCCUUCUUCCUUCAUGCUGCGUGGGGCAGAAGCACACACCUGGGCAUCAGCCCAGCCAACGAUACCUGGGCUUAAGUCCCAGGCCCCUUCAUCCCUGGCCAGUGUCCCCAACCCCCGCCUACUCCUUCCUGGGGACUUCACAGGCACCAGGCCUGGGCCUGGCUCUGACACUGCAGCUUAUUCUCCUAUUGCCACUGGCCACAUGGACCUGGAGGCUGAGCUUGAGGGCAUCCAGCAGCAACUGCAGGACUACCAGACCACGAAGCACAACCUCAGGUCCUGCCAACGGCAAGCAAGUAGCCUGCGGCAGUGGCUGGAGCUGAGCCAGGAGGAGCCCAGGCCAGAGGACCAGGAAGCAGAGCAGCAGGUUCAGGAAGAACUGCAGGAGGUGGAAGCGCAGAUCCAGCAGCUGGCCUCCAAGUUGCAGGCCCAGCGCCAGCCCAUCCGCACCUGUAUCGCCCGCAUCCAUGCCCUGCGGCAGGCUCUGUGCUAG